CAUAUCAGUUUUUCCUAUAUACUUCUAUUGGAUCCGUUUUGAUGCUAUUAGCUAUUCUGUUGAUUCUUUUCCAAACAGGAACCACCGAUUUACAAAGAUUAUUAACUACAGAAUUUAGUGAGCGGCGCCAAAUCUUUCUAUGGAUUGCUUUUUUCGCCUCUUUCGCCGUCAAAGUGCCUAUGGUACCAGUUCAUAUUUGGUUACCCGAAGCCCAUGUGGAGGCACCUACGGCUGGAUCCGUCAUCUUGGCAGGAAUUCUUUUAAAAUUGGGAACCUACGGGUUUUUCAGAUUUUCAAUACCCAUGUUUCCCGAAGCGACACUUUGUUUGACUCCUUUCAUUUAUACUCUAAGCGCGAUUGCUAUAAUAUAUACUUCCUUGACCACUUUAAGACAGAUCGAUCUUAAGAAGAUCAUUGCCUACUCCUCAGUAGCCCAUAUGAAUCUGGUGACUAUUGGUAUGUUUAGUCCGAACAUACAGGGAAUUGGAGGUAGCAUUUUACUGAUGUUAAGUCAUGGACUGGUUUCUUCAGCCCUUUUUCUAUGUGUUGGUGUUCUAUAUGACCGGCAUAAGACUCUUAUUGUUAGAUAUUUCGGAGGUUUAGUGAGCACCAUGCCGAAUUUCUCUACCAUUUUCUUCUUUUUCACUUUAGCCAAUAUGAGUCUACCUGGCACUAGCAGCUUUCUCGGGGAAUUUCUAAUCUUAGUAGGAGCUUUCCAAAGAAAUAGCUUAGUAGCGACAUUAGCUGCGCUUGGGAUGAUUUUAGGCGCGGCCUAUUCCCUUUGGCUAUAUAAUCGUGUGGUUUCUGGAAAUUUCAAACCCUCUUUCCUCCAUAAAUUCUCCGAUCUAAAUGGCAGAGAAGUAUUCAUAUUUCUACCUUUGAUUGUUGGAGUUGUUCGGAUGGGUCUUCACCCCAAAGUGUUCCCGGACUGCAUGCAUACAUCCGUAAGUAACUUAGUGCAACAUGGAAAAUUGAAUUGAGAGGAAUCAGCAAAGAAAAGAAAGAGUUUCCGGGUGACUGGAUGGAUCGCCCAACGGGGUAGCUCCGACGCGGAGGACCAAGCGCAGCACUCCCGUAACUGAUCCUUUUGUAGGUGAUGGGGCAGAGUGGGUGGAGGUCCCCAGGCAAGAGUUUCUGUUGUUCUGCCUUAAUGAGUGGGGGAGGUAGCCUCAUUAGGAAAGAACUACUGGCACGGACUUUCGGAGGUCGAUCCUUUAAACAAAUAAUCAAUGAAUACCCCAACUCGUAGAUAAGUGCUAUUUUGAAGACACUACUAAUUUCGAUCUUUUCCAUUCAGCCUUAUAUUUGAUCCACGUCGCUAUGAAUAUCGCUCGUACCUCUCCCUAACGGUCGAGCCCUACGGCCCUUGCCUUCAGAUGUCGGCUACUUAUAAUGAACUUCAGGACUCUAACCAUUAAGCUGCUGUGAAGAGAAAGAGUGAAUU
Messenger RNA from Zingiber officinale, 1444 nucleotides. Its product is annotated as NADH-ubiquinone oxidoreductase chain 4-like. NCBI's taxonomy places the organism in Eukaryota, Viridiplantae, Streptophyta, Magnoliopsida, Zingiberales, Zingiberaceae. The transcript is spliced from 3 exons. The record is from RefSeq and is a predicted model, not a curated record. The coding region runs from base 42 to 980 and encodes 312 amino acids. Gene Ontology annotation, biological process: ATP synthesis coupled electron transport; aerobic respiration; electron transport coupled proton transport. Gene Ontology annotation, molecular function: NADH dehydrogenase (ubiquinone) activity; ubiquinone binding.